Molecule: messenger RNA, 3491 nt
Organism: Arabidopsis arenosa
Lineage: Eukaryota; Viridiplantae; Streptophyta; Magnoliopsida; Brassicales; Brassicaceae
Source: the annotation of a GenBank genome assembly
GGAAUCUCGAGUAUUUCUGACAUGCAAUCGUGAACGGCGAGUUUCGACGACGGUUAGGGGAAUAUUAAUCGAUGUCGACGGAUAAAUUGCUACUUCCUAACGGCGUUAAGUCAGACGGAGUCAUCAGAAGGACCAGAGCUGAUGCUGCGGCGGCGGCGGCCGCUUCUUGUUCUCUCGGCGGUGGAAGUCAAAUAUUUGACGAGCUCCCCAAGGCUGCGAUCGUCUCGGUCUCGAGACCCGACACCACCGAUUUUAGUCCCUUGCUUCUUUCUUACACCUUGGAGCUUCAGUAUAAACAGUUCAAGUGGACAUUACAGAAGAAGGCUUCUCAAGUUCUUUACUUACAUUUUGCGUUGAAGAAACGUUUGAUCAUUGAAGACCUUCACGACAAGCAAGAACAGGUUAGAGAGUGGCUACACAGCUUGGGGAUUUUUGAUAUGCAAGGAUCAGUUGUGCAAGAUGAUGAAGAACCUGACGAUGGCGCUCUUCCUCUGCACUAUACUGAAGAUAGUAUCAAGAACAGGAAUGUUCCUUCGUGUGCAGCGUUUCCAAUCAUUCGUCCAACUAUAGGCCGGUCAGAGACAGUUGUAGACCGUGGGAGAACCGCAAUGCAAGGCUACUUGAGUCUCUUUCUAGGGAACUUGGACAUUGUAAACUCUAAAGAGGUCUGCAAGUUCCUUGAAGUUUCUAGACUCUCGUUUGCUAGAGAGUACGGUUCCAAGAUGAAAGAAGGAUUUGUCACAGUGAAGCACCUGAGGGAAGUCCCAGGUUCUGAUAGUGUCCGAUGCUGUCUUCCUUCACAUUGUCUCGGUUUCUUCGGAACUAGCUGGACAAAGGUUUGGGCCGUUCUGAAACCGGGAUUCUUGGCGUUACUAGAAGAUCCAUUCAGCGGAAAGCUUCUAGAUAUAAUGGUGUUUGACACAUUGGGGUUACAGAGUACGAAAGAGUCUUCUGAACAACCGUGUUUGGCUGAACAGGUGAAGGAACACAACCCAUUGCGUUUUGGCUUUAAAGUUACUAGUGGGGACCGAACCGUGAGGCUGAGAACGACUAGCAGCAGGAAAGUUAAAGAGUGGAUUAAGGCCGUGGACGAAGCUGGUUGUUACAGUCCACAUCGGUUUGGUUCGUUUGCACCACCUAGAGGCUUGACAUCGGACGGAAGCCAGGCACAGUGGUUCGUAGACGGUCACACUGCGUUUGAAGCCAUCGCGUUUGCAAUCCAAAACGCCACAUCAGAGAUAUUUAUGACUGGUUGGUGGUUAUGUCCGGAGCUAUAUCUCAAACGCCCCUUUGAAGAUCAUCCGUCAUUGCGGCUCGAUGCAUUGCUGGAGACAAAAGCAAAACAGGGCGUUAAGAUUUAUAUUCUUCUGUAUAAGGAAGUCCAAAUCGCGCUGAAAAUCAACAGUAUGUACAGCAAGAAACGGCUUCAAAACAUUCACAAGAACGUCAAAGUUCUUCGUUAUCCAGACCAUCUCUCCUCUGGCAUAUACCUCUGGUCGCACCACGAUAAGAUAGUGAUUGUAGAUUACCAAGUUUGCUUCAUUGGAGGGUUAGAUCUCUGUUUUGGCCGCUACGAUACAGCUGAACACAAGAUCGGAGAUUGCCCUCCUUAUAUAUGGCCAGGAAAGGAUUAUUACAAUCCUAGAGAAUCUGAACCAAACUCAUGGGAAGAAACGAUGAAAGAUGAGCUAGACAGGAGAAAGUACCCGAGAAUGCCGUGGCACGAAGUACAUUGUGCUCUAUGGGGACCGCCUUGUCGCGAUGUGGCUAGACAUUUUGUCCAGAGGUGGAACCACUCUAAGAGAAACAAGGCACCUAAUGAACAGACGAUUCCAUUGUUGAUGCCUCACCACCAUAUGGUUCUUCCUCACUACUUGGGAACUAGAGAGAUCGAUAUCAUCGCAGCUGCUAAACCAGAGGAAGACCCUGACAAACCUGUUGUUCUUGCCAGACAAGACUCUUUCUCUUCUGCCUCACCGCCCCAAGACAUCCCUUUACUUCUCCCGCAAGAAACCGAUGCAGAUUUCGCCAGCAGAGGAGAUCUGAAGUUAGACAGCGGUUCAAGACAAGAUCUUGAUCGAUCUGGCAGUCAAGUUGAGUUUCCUGGGGAAACUUCAGAGGAAAGCGACCGGGACGAGGCUGUGAACGACUGGUGGUGGCAGAUUGGGAAGCAAAGUGAUUGCCGGUGUCAAAUAAUCAGAAGUGUUAGCCAAUGGUCUGCUGGGACGAGCCAGUCUGAAGAUAGCAUUCAUAAAGCUUAUUGUUCGCUUAUCCAGAACGCUGAACAUUUUAUCUACAUAGAGAACCAAUUCUUCAUCUCCGGGCUAGAAAAAGAUGACACGAUUCUUAACCGCGUUCUUGAAACGUUAUACAGACGCAUUCUGAAGGCCCAUGAACAGAACAAGUGCUUCCGCGUUGUGAUCGUUAUUCCGCUUCUCCCUGGAUUUCAGGGAGGUAUUGAUGACUUCGGAGCAGCCACGGUUCGAGCACUGAUGCAUUGGCAAUACCGUACGAUCUCUAGAGAACGAACUUCGAUUCUUGACAACCUUAACGCUUUGCUCGGUCCCAAGACGCAAGAUUAUAUCUCUUUCUAUGGUUUGAGAUCGUACGGACGGCUGUUUGAGGACGGUCCAAUUGCUACUAGCCAGAUUUACGUGCACAGCAAGCUAAUGAUUGUUGAUGACCGGAUCGCGGUGAUCGGAUCUUCUAAUAUAAACGAUCGGAGCUUACUAGGCUCGCGAGACUCUGAGAUCGGGGUUGUGAUCGAAGACAAAGAAUUCGUGGAAUCCUCGAUGAACGGAGUGAAGUGGAUGGCCGGGAAAUUCUCUAACAGUCUUAGAUGUUCCUUGUGGUCAGAGCAUCUCGGCCUUCAUCCCAAAGAGAUGCAAAAGAUCGAAGAUCCAAUCAAAGAUGCAACAUACAAGGACUUGUGGAUGGCAACGGCUAAGAAGAACACCGAUAUCUAUGACCAAGUCUUCUCGUGCAUCCCGAAUGAACAUAUACGCUCAAGAGCUGCAUUGAGACACAAUAUGUCUAUUUGUAAAGACAAGUUGGGUCAUACUACGAUCGACCUUGGCAUUGCACCGGAGAGGCUAGAUUCAUGCGGCAGCGACUCGUGGGAGAUGAUGAAGGAGACAAGAGGGCACCUUGUGUGUUUCCCAUUACAGUUUAUGUGUGAUCAAGAAGAUCUCAGACCGGUUUUCAACGAAUCCGAGUUCUACACUGCUCCUCAAGUCUUCCACUGACCACUAUUUAUGUACGCCCAGUUCUCUUUAAACAGUUAAUAGAGUACCUAAGCUGGUUAUCGAAAACUAUAUUAGAUGGUUGAAGGAGCUCACACGUUACUUUUGUAUAGAGAUGUUAGUUAUAUAGAAAGAGGAAAUUCAUUUGAUUGCUUCCUACGUUUGCAGAGGUAUGUGUGUGUAUAGUAUACACUUGUAAAUAAUAAUGUUUAUGUACCUCAAGCUGUACAAUACAUCUUCAAUUGCGGA